UCAAUCUGUCCACCCGCAUUUAUUCCAGAUCACAGUUAUGAGAUAAAGUUUAAUAAAAAUCUUUUUCCUCCGCCACCAACGAAAUGAAAUCCAACCCAUUCUGAACAACUGAACACAAUGAGACAGGACUGCGGAGGAAACCUCAUGUUCAACAUGUAUCUCUCAGAUCCAACAGAAAAUCUGUUGAAAGAAAGCAAAGGGACAUCCUGGGGUCCAAUAAACACAGGAGUACAGAAAGGCAGUGGGCAGAUCCAGCUGUGGCAGUUCCUGCUGGAGCUCCUCUCUGACAGCACCAACAUGUCUUGCAUCGCCUGGGAGGGCACCAACGGUGAGUUCAAGCUCAUCGACCCGGACGAGGUGGCUCGGCGCUGGGGGGAGCGCAAAAGCAAACCCAACAUGAACUACGACAAGCUGAGCCGGGCGCUGCGCUACUACUACGACAAAAACAUCAUGACCAAAGUCCACGGCAAGCGGUAUGCCUACAAGUUUGAUUUCCACGGCUUGGCGCAGGUGUGCCAGCCGUCCACCACGGAGCAGGCCAUCUACAAGUUUCAGGGUAACUUCUCCCCGAUACCUUUCUCCGGGAUUUCCAAACUGAACCUCGUGGCUCCCGGCGUGGGGCCGUCGAGUUUCUCCUAUUGGCCCGGUUCCCCUCCGACGGCUCUGUAUCACAGCCACAACCUCCAGCCGCCGGGGCCAUUUGGCACCGUGUCCCCGUCCCACAUCAGCUGUGUCAACAACAUCAACAGUCUAACUAACAUCAAUAACCAUUACAACUGACUCUUAAUGCAUCUUUAGACAACCUGGAGACAUAUAGACACCGCGGGUAACACAGCAACUAACGAAGGGAGGUGACAAAGAGCACCGAAAGGUCGGGUUUGGUCAUUUGCAGGUGAAAAUAUUGAAUUAAUUUGAGUAGAAAUAAAUAUUUUUAGACAUAGACACGAUUAUUUCAACAGCACAGGCUAAAUUUAAAUGCGUUAUUAUGGAGCUGCGGUCAUGUAGAUGCUGCUGAGACGACGGUUAUAUGUAAGAAAGACAUCUUAAAACGUGUACAUUGACAAACAAAAUAAUUGACCCCUUUUAACCUUUGAACCACGACAUCUAUUCACGAGCGAAUUAUUAAAUCCAUUCAGGGCCGCCUAUCAAAUUACGCACAGCGGUUUGAACUUUUACGCACGGCGUUUCAGCCACAAUUUUAGCUAGAUAUUAAGUCCCACAGACUCACAAUAUGGAAAUUGUUAAUUUCAGCCACAAUUUGUGAAAUUAAAUCGGCUAUUUUCCAAAAGGUUCCGGUUUCCCAAAUGAGCAAUGUACAGAAAAAUAUAAAAAUAAGAUAAUGAAAUACAAAUUGUCUGUUUUAUACCUAAGCGUUCUCA
Molecule: messenger RNA, 1379 nt
Organism: Epinephelus lanceolatus (giant grouper)
Lineage: Eukaryota; Metazoa; Chordata; Actinopteri; Perciformes; Serranidae
Source: RefSeq, a predicted model, not a curated record